Molecule: messenger RNA, 828 nt
Organism: Diabrotica balteata
Lineage: Eukaryota; Metazoa; Arthropoda; Insecta; Coleoptera; Chrysomelidae
Source: the annotation of a GenBank genome assembly
CAUUUGUCAUUUAUUUGAAAAUUUUUACUUAAUACGUAAGAAAUUAUUAUAGAAUUAAUUUUAUUCGAACAAAUAUGAAUAACGAUAACGAUCAAGUAGAUAAAAAGUGGGCAUAUUACGCCCCUUUCGAAGUAGUAAUACACAAUACCCCAGAAGAUUGUUGGGUCUCCUUUCUUGGUAAAGUUUUUGAUAUUACUUCGAUAGUUGAACGAUACAGAAAUGAAAGAUGUGUACUUCCUCUAUUGGCAAUGGCAGGAAAGGAUAUCACUGAAUGGUUUGAUGAAGCUACCGGAGAUAUUCAACAUUAUAUUCACCCUGAGACUGGAUGCCGUGUGCCGUACUGUCCUCAUGGACCUAUUCCCGAUGUUAGUGUCCAAGUGCCUGCUACAGAUUGGGAGCCGUUAGAUAGACCGCCUUGGUGGAUGGACGAACAAUACCAAAUAGGUUUGUUAACCAAAAGAGUUCGACCAUUACGAGUUGUAAAUAUGGUUUGUCCGUUUUUUAAAGAAGUCUUAAUAAAUGUUUGCAGUGAAGACAACUUUUACAGGAUUGAAGAGCGAUACAAUUUAUUCAACAGCGAUGCAGCCAGCUAUACAUGGAGGUAUAAGUCUAAAAAUAUAGACAUGAAUAAAACGAUGGAAGAAAACGGCAUUUUAGAUGAACGAGACACAUUUACACGUUUGGGAUUGCCCCAAAAUUAUUAUGUGCCAAGCGUUUUUCUCUACUAUAAUGAUGAUUUGAAAUACUGCGAUUUCGAUGACGAUGAAUGUGAACCAUUACCAUCAGAUUUUGGAUUGUGUUGUUUAAAAUCACGAUUUUAAAUAAAAU